AUGGGCAGCGAGGGUGCCUUCAAGUCGACAAUCGCCGAGUACCUGGAGGACUUGCCGGCGCAGUUCUGCCAGCAGCUGUUCACAAAGCCUGCCGCUUGCCUGGCCAUUUUCCGGCUCCUGUCAACGCUGGGGAAGCAUAUCAUCAUGUCAAUGCUGUACCUGGACGCGCCUAUCGAGCUCACCGAUGUUUUGCAGUGGGCGAAGCCGGGCAAGACGAAAUCAUUCAAGUCCAAGAUCCACCGGCUGCGCAAGCUGCGAAUCCUGGUGGAGAACUCUGGCAAGGUGUCGCUGGACCCGAUGUUUAGGCAGGAGCUCCGGAAUGCGCUGACGGGCGGUGGUGACUUUGGCAGCUUUGGUAUUCCAGCUACCACGCGCGACCUGCGGAUCACUGAGGCAUGGCUGGAAAAGUAUGCAAACGAAAAGUGGGAGGCGAUUUUGCACUUCAUGGUCGGGCAGAAUGCCGAGAUGCCUCAGCCCUCGGACAGCGUCCUGCACAUCCUCAAGAUGUCUCGGCUAAUGGAGCGGCGCGAAGGCGACAUGCGGAUCACAAACAGUGGGUUCCAGUUUCUGCUGCAAGAUGUCAGCUCGCAGGUGUGGACUGUCCUGCUGCAGUAUCUGAGGCUGGCCGAGGAUCAGAACAUGGACGUGGUGGAAGUGCUGAACUUUUUGUUCCAGCUCGUCGGGCUUCAGCUAGGCAUAGCGUAUAGGACAGACCGGUUCUCCCAAAGCCAGCGCAAGAUGCUCAGCGAGCUCAAGGACUUUGGACUCAUGUACCAGCAAGGCGACGUGUUUUAUCCGACCCAGCUGGUGACAUCGCUGACCAGCGCCAUGAACGCCGAGCACACCUCUAACAACGGGCAGGUGUCAACCACUGAGAUGUCGGCAGAUGGCUACGUCAUCCUUGAGACAAACUGCCGCGUGUAUGCCUAUACGUCGUCGCCGUUGCAGAUUGCGAUCCUGAACCUGUUUGUGCACCUGGUCAGCCGGUUCCCCAACUUUGUCACCGGCGUCAUCACGCGCGACAGUAUCCGACGCGCCUUGUCAAACGGCAUCACAGCGGACCAGAUCGUAACAUACAUGACAGUGUAUGCCCACCCGCAUAUGCGUAACCAGAUGCCAGUGCUGCCCAUCACGGUGACUGAUCAGAUACGGCUGUGGGAGAACGAGCGGAAUCGGCUGAAACCGACGGCGUCGUACUUUUACAAGGACUUCCACCAGCGGCAGGACUUUGAGCGCGUAUACAAGUAUGCGGAGGAUCUGGGCGCAAUUCUCUGGUGCAACAUCGAGAAACGGCAGAUUGUGGUUACCCCGGCUGCCCAUGUGGUGAUCAUGCAGUACGUAAGAGGCCACAGAAAACCGGAACAGCGGGGGUAA
Molecule: messenger RNA, 1374 nt
Organism: Linderina pennispora
Lineage: Eukaryota; Fungi; Kickxellomycota; Kickxellomycetes; Kickxellales; Kickxellaceae
Product: RNA polymerase II transcription factor B subunit 2
Exons: 1
Coding region: 1-1374 (457 amino acids)
Biological process (GO): nucleotide-excision repair
Cellular component (GO): transcription factor TFIIH holo complex; transcription factor TFIIH core complex
Molecular function (GO): double-stranded DNA binding; ATPase activator activity
Source: RefSeq, a predicted model, not a curated record